Messenger RNA from Paramecium sonneborni, 512 nucleotides. The record is from the annotation of a GenBank genome assembly. Lineage: Eukaryota; Ciliophora; Oligohymenophorea; Peniculida; Parameciidae.
AUGAAAUUUUGGUAUAAUGAAAUUUUAAAUUUUAUUUAGGGAUUCUGUUUAUGGUAUCAAUAUGAAAUGGAUGAAACAAUGGGUUUCAAGGGAACCACUUCUUGAAAGCAUAAAAGCAGAAUAAUUAAAUAGUGAUGAAUAUUUAAUUUAUGAGAUCAAUCUAUAAAAUUGCAAAUAAGAAGAUUUAAGUUUUAGUAAUCAAUACUAAAUAAAGACAAAGAGAUAAGAUUAUGCAACUGGAAUCAUUGUGUGGAUGAAAUAUUCAUUCACAUUUACCCAUUUACCAAUUCAUGUUAUUAUGGGUCCAACCAAAUCUCCUUUUUGGAAACCUGCCAUUUUGUAUUUUAGAGAAGAAAUACCUGUUAAUAAGGGUGACAAAUUAUAAGGUAUACUAAUUUCUAUUAAAAUUAGGGUCAUUAGCUAUUAAAUUUGAAUCUGAAGAACUCUUAGAAAUUAAGUUAUCUGUGCAUAUGUAACAAUAUAAUUAUGUAUCAUAUUUUAAGUUAAAUUGA